AUACUGUGUCACAGAGAGGUUCAGCACAAAGGAUAGCCUUGUCAGCUUGUGGGGCAAUCCUUUGGAAUGCACUGGAGAUUUGUUGUACAGGUGAGAUAACAAUGACAUCCAAUGAGUCUGAAAACAUUAGGAGGGACUUGUUACCUCCAUUGCGCUGAGCUUGUUGCGCCACUUGGAGGUAUUGUUCCAUGCGAACCUGCCAUCGCAGGUACUCGGGUUGCCCAUCCUUCCAGGCUUUCUUCCCUUUGUCUGCUCGGAUGAUGAUAGGUGGUCGAUAGCCAUUGCGUAGUGCCGAAUAGAAAUAGUUUCGAAAGUUUCGAUGCAAUUGCAGAUCUCUGGACCCGUCGAAUUCCUCCUCAUCAAAGGCAGAAAGCCUGAAAAGCGGGACCUCUCUUGGUGGUGACACCAAGUAGGUAUAGAGUUGGAUCGAAUACUCUUCAUCAUCGUUGCCAUGACUGUUGUAGUCAUCUGGAAGAAGAAAUGCUCGAUGAUGUGGUUUGGUGAUGGCAGGAGAAUCAUCAUUGAAGGCUCUCACGGCUUCCAAGAGGAAACGAUUGUUCCCCGACCAACGAAUGGAUUGAAACAUAACAGGCAACGCCAAGGCUGACAACCCAAUAGUAGCCAUCAGCCGUGGCAAAGACAGUUUCCAUUUGGAAGCCUGCCAACGCACCCAAAACCCCAUCCAUAGCCAACGAAAGUGAUUCCUAUUCUCCUUUCGGUCGUCAUUCGUAGCAUGACUUUGAUUGCCAUUCAUCAUUCUCUUCACUUCUGUUCUUCUUCAAGGCUCCCAUGAAAUGUGGUACUGUGGCUGCUUGGCUUAAUUUUCCCAGAAGCUUGCGUUGCCCCAAUAUUUGCGGUAGGAUACCGCGACCGGUACUGGCCUCUUUAGGUCUCGUUCCUCGUAGAAGUCGUCUUCGGUAAGGUAUCCCAGGACCGGUAGGGUGUUACAGUACGUACGGUGCUGGUGCCCCCUUCACGUCUCGAGCUCAUUCUCAUAAAGUCGUUACCGGUACUUCCCUCGCCUCCCCAUUUCUCCAGUCCUGCUUGAAACACCUCGACCCCCUGCUUCGAAAGAUUUAAGCUAGCCAAUCUGAUUUACCACCGUCUCGAAAAAUGAGACGACGCCAAAAACGGCCGUUGCGGGAGGCAGAUCAGUGACCUGACCGCAGAUCCGUCGAGUUGUACUGUAUGGCAUACAUGCAUGUUCGACCGAUACUUGAAUGGAAUGCAACUGCUUCAGAGACUAUCGUGGGAAUAGGGAAGUAGCAUUAUCAGUCUCGCCGUUGGUACCGGACCAAAGACUUGAAGCAGCAGGCAGUUAUAGUUCGUAGAGCCCCCCAUUUUGGCCUUUACAACGCUUGGAUAAGCAAGCAGGUCAACAGCUAUAGCUAGCUAGUGACAAGAAGAAUGAGCUCAAAGCACAACAUCAAGAACGUUCGUGCCUCUUCGGCAAGUAUAGCACUAUCAGAACUCUCUAUAUCUGCGGCAUCUGCUGGCGUGGCAGAAGCACAAGACAAGAUGGGUGAAGAGGGACGAGACAGAAACCACGACCGACGAUCCGGCCAAGAAGAUGAUUCGGAAGACGCAACCGAACAGCAGGCUCUCUUAUUGCAGGAUGAACCACCAACGAACAGCUCCAGCCGCCAAGAUGCCAGUGGAGACAACAACAACAACGACAACUCCAAUGAAAGAAGCAGCCGCACGGACAACAGCUCUUCCUCUACGAGACCUAAUACUCCCCGAACCUAUAAUCCAAUCCGCUGGAUUCUGUCUUACAUGCAAUGCAUUGCCUUUACCGAAGAAGAAGAUGAUGAACAGAAUCCUUUCAGCAAACGCAGACUUUGCUUUAUUGUCUUUAUUGCACUUCUUUCUAUUGUCAUCAACCUCAUUGUCAUUCCAGUGGUGCUGACUCGCAUGGAACAUUCCAGAAGCGACAGACAAACUCCUCCUCCCACCAGAGCUCCAACGACACAACUCACCAACACGUCGUCACCCACAUUUGGACCGCUACCGACGCCUUCCCCCGUGCCCAACAUUCCUGUUCCUAUACCCAACAAUGCGGCCGUGGCCAUUGCCUUGCCUCCCUACACACUCGACGCACUCAAUGAUCCACAAUCACCACAAUUCAAAGCAUUCCAGUGGCUUGCCGAUGACCCCAACGUGGCCACCUAUUCGUCGUUUCGAACCUUGCAACGAAUGGCACUGGCUACCAUUUUCUAUGCCACCAAUACCAACACCGACGAAGAGGAAAUUGAAUCCGCAUCCAACAAGCAAGGCAAACUCCUACAGACAAGACAACAAGACAGCACACCCGAGACGGAAGCUCCAGACGGCUUUGAUCCCGACGUCUUUGCUAAUUUGUUUGAUGGAGAAAGUCAGGAAUUAGUACUCGUGUGGAAAGAUGCCACUCAUUGGUUGAGCUACACCAUUCAUGAAUGCUUUUGGUAUUCAGAGUCACCGUUUGUUUGUGACUCCCAACAAUACUACCGAUACCUGACAUUGCCCGACAAUAAUCUGGUGGGCAGCAUCCCGCCCGAAGUCGGUCUCCUCACGCGGCUGCAACAAAUUCAUCUCGGACACAAUGAGGGGUUGUACGGAAGUAUUCCCACGCAUAUUGCGUUCCUCACGCAAUUGGAAGAAUUGCGGUUGUCCCACUUGCCACAACUCACGGGGACACUGCCACAUACCAUUUCCCAUUUGCACAUGUACUUGCGACAAAUCCAAUUGCAAGAAACACCGCGAUUUCUCAAACUAUUAUCAACCGACUUGGGCCGACUCACCCGUUUGCAAGACUUGCGAUUGGAAACAAGAGAUAUUCGAGAAUCGUCCUUUUUUGCCGCUAUCAACAACAACCGGCCACCUCGUCCGCUCCCCACUGAAAUGGGCAAUCUACGAAACCUCCGCAACUUUACCAUUUCGGGACAAGAAUUGGCCGGAACCUUGCCAACGCAAUUGGCCAAAUUGACGCGAUUGGAAUGGUUGCACAUUGUGUCGACUCAAAUCACGGGGACUAUUCCACGCGACUUUGGAGACAUGAUUAGUCUCACAUCGUUGGAACUCACGCACAGCGGCCUACGCGGACGAUUGCCCAAGGAACUCUCGCAUUUGCGACGAACGCUCACCAAACUCAGUGUCAACAAUCAAGCAUUUACCGGGACGAUUCCCUUUCAAUUUUCCAAUCUGACGUGGUGCACCACACAGAAUUAUCAACACAAUCAGCUGUCGGGAACCGUGCCGCUGGGGAUCUGUUAUCUGCACAAUAGUGGUAUUCUCCAGACGCUGAGAGUGGAUUGUCGACACGACCAGGUGCAGUGCAGCUGUGACUGUGAAUGUUUCUAACUAUUAGAAUCAUCAUGCAAUUCAGUGCAAUGCAAUGCAACUGACGGAUCAUCCAAUCGAACAUCGAAAAAGUGUCGCUUCCAGUAUUGCAUCUCGUCGGCCUAAUAAUCAUGCAAUACGGUGCAAUGCAAUGGCCGGAUCAUCCAAUCGAAUGCGACCAAAGUCCAGCGCUGUCGCCCGCCGCAGCCAGAGUUGGAGGCGGAACCCAGAUUCGCGGCAGCAAUCGGGGGUCCGAGAGCGAGGGGAUUGGGCAUGUGAUGUAGCAUAAAUGACUAAAUAGAGGGUUAAGGAGCGAGGGGAGCU
This is a messenger RNA of Seminavis robusta, 3642 nucleotides long. Lineage: Eukaryota; Bacillariophyta; Bacillariophyceae; Naviculales; Naviculaceae. The record is from the annotation of a GenBank genome assembly.